AUGGAAGCUACAUCUUCCAAAAGACCAAGACAAACCAAAUCAUCCGCCCGCCGUCGGAAGCCUAGAUCUCCAUCACCUCCAUCUAGAUCUCCCUCACCUCCAUCUAGGUCCCCAACACCCCCAGCCGACCCGUCUCAUUUUGGUGUCGUAUGUCUUGGCCCAGUUCAACAGGGCAAACUUGAGUCAUUCCUUAAACGAGGUCAUGCCAUCCAAAAAUUCGCGCAUGUUCCAACUUUGAAAGAGUUGCAUGUUUACAAUCAAGUCAAAACCCUGUUUCGCAACAUAGGGUGGCACGGCUUGUUGAGGGUCCAUGAAUUGAGCUAUAAAGUCCCAACUGCUGAGUUUCUAUCCUCAGUUUAUUUAGAUCAUGGGAUCCUCUACUUCCGUCUAAUGAAUCAAGACUAUGAGAUCUCCUUGGAUCAAAUCAAUGCCAUUGUGGGGGCCCCAACGGAAAACACAUUUGGCCCCACUGAUCCAAUCCAAGGAUACUAUGACAUGACUUGGUGGACCCAGCUCACCCAAUUACAUCCAUAUGUCUCUAGCGCUGCUAAAGCCUCAUCACUUAUCCAUCCUGUGAUUAAGGUAGCUCACAGAAUCAUUGCUUCGCUCGUCGCCCCUAGAGAGGAGCGAAGCACCAUUAGCGCGCUGGAACUUAAAAUCCUUUAUGCAAUGACCCAUCCCGAGAAUAACCUCAUUCCUCAUUAUGGUCGGUUUCUGUGCCACAAGCUCAUCCGCCUUAGCGCAUCCCGAUCAGGAAAGAUUGUUUGCGGGGGUAUUGUCAGCAUGCUCGCCAAGAGCGCCCACAUCCGAGCCCCAUACCCCGGUCCCCACCAGCCACUGCCGGGUGAGCCUUAUCUCACCACCGCUAUCCUUGAGUCCAUGCGACUCUUCCGCUCGGCAGGCGAUGGUACACACCACUGGACCGUGGGUCAAAAUCAUGAUCCCAAGCUCCUCAUCACACCAGAAAAUAAAGGCAUUCUUGAUUUCCGAAAUCCCAUUCAUAUGACUGAUUGGCAAAUCAUUCCAUACAUCUUCCCCCACUCUUAUUCCACCGAGGUCGAUGAGCAAAGCGAAGAAAACGAGGAAAGGUGA
Messenger RNA from Lactuca saligna, 1092 nucleotides. Lineage: Eukaryota; Viridiplantae; Streptophyta; Magnoliopsida; Asterales; Asteraceae. The record is from the annotation of a GenBank genome assembly.